Molecule: messenger RNA, 3155 nt
Organism: Annulohypoxylon maeteangense
Lineage: Eukaryota; Fungi; Ascomycota; Sordariomycetes; Xylariales; Hypoxylaceae
Product: glycoside hydrolase family 2 protein
Exons: 3
Coding region: 433-3072 (879 amino acids)
Biological process (GO): carbohydrate metabolic process
Molecular function (GO): hydrolase activity, hydrolyzing O-glycosyl compounds
Source: RefSeq, a predicted model, not a curated record
GUAGUAUGUAAAUUUUUAGCUCCCUCUUCACUUCCAUUUCAUCAUUUCAUCUUGAUAUGAAGCUGACCGGUAAAAGAUUGUGUAUAAUGUAACAAUCCCUGUUAUAAUUAUAGUAUUCGCACCAAUCAUGGACUUUUUAUAAACUAAGAUCCUCAAGAAGCUUGGUUUCUCCGGCUUGGCCUUCCGGCUAUUCGAUUAGAAAUAACCCGGAUCCCGAGAACACGAAAUCCAAAUCGGGGCUUGUAACGGGUGAUAAACCCCGGUUCUCACAUGACUAUCUCCUUUCAUUUCUCGGCGCCGUAGCUACCGCGGUCUAGUCCCUCAUAGAAUAUGGGGUUCCGGAUCCUUCGCUCAGAGCAUGCUCUUGCUCUAUAAAUAUGAGCCUGGUAACUGCAGGAUCACCCGUUCCUGUUAGCUACGCACACAUACAUCAUGAUGUCACUCGUACGGACGGUGUACAAUGCCUGCGGGCUCCUUUCAGUAGGGCUCGUGCUACUAGGAAGCCUUCAAGGCGCCGAAGCAGGUGUUGUCAGGAAACUUCCUGAUGGGUAUCAUAAAGCGCAAGCGGGUCGCGAACGCAUCAGCAUCAAUGCGGACUGGCGCUUUUCUCGCUUCGAAUCGAACCCCGACUCCUUAUCGUACAACGUACUGAAGAAAUGGAUUCUCCCCACCGGUAACGAUUUCAUCGUCAAUGGUGUCAAAUAUGAUCGUCCGAGCGGAGAUGCCCCGGGUAGCAAUGUCUCAUACGUGCAAGCGUCAUUCGACGACAGCGACUGGGAGUCCGUUAAUGUUCCGCACGAUUGGGCCAUCAAAGGACCAUUCCAUGCGCCUAACAUCCCUAACAGCAUGGGCGCCCUACCCAUCAAUGGCGUAGGAUGGUACCGCCGCAACUUGAUUAUUGAACCGAGCGACAACGGCAAAUCUAUAUUCUUAGAUAUUGAUGGAGCUAUGUCCAACUCUGCUAUUUGGAUUAAUGGUCAACUUGUCGGUGGAUGGCCAUACGGCUACAAUUCCUUCCGUCUAGAUCUUACGCCGUACGUAAAGACGGGAGAGAACCUACUUGCAAUUCGAAUCGACAACCCGCUAAACUUCUCACGUUGGUAUCCCGGCGCUGGCUUGUACCGAAAUGUUUGGUUGGUCAAGGUCGACCCAACUCAUUUCAGUCAGUAUGGAACAUACAUAACGACACCGGCGGUAUCUGCCGAAUCGGCCGAUGUGGAUUUGACUGUCGAGAUUGAGAACUUGAGAAAUUCUAGUCGCCAGGUGGAGGUAACGACCGAUGUGUAUGUAUUCGAUGCCAAGACUGGACGAGCUGCGGCAAAUGCGAUUGCCACUUUUCCGCAAGCAACUGCAAGUGUGGCGGCAGCCAGCAAACAGACAGUCAACGCUUCGGUAACGAUCGCGAAUCCUAAACUCUGGGGACCUAAACCAGACCAAGAACCCAAUCUGUACAUCGCUGUUACUACACUUCGUGCAGAUGGCGCUAUCAUCGAUACUUACGAAACACGUUUUGGUGUUCGUUCCAUCACGUACGAUGGCAACACGGGAAUUUCUGUCAACGGAAAGCGGGUUUACAUCCAGGGUACUAAUAACCACCACGACCAGGGAUCUAUCGGAGCUGCCUUUCACCUUAGAGCAGCCGAGAGACAGUUGGAGAUGCUACAAGAGAUGGGUUGCAACGCGCUUCGGAUGUCCCAUAAUCCACCCGCCGCCGAACUUCUCGAUCUGGCGGAUGAAUUCGGAUUUUUGGUUCUAGAUGAGAUAUUCGACGUUUGGAAGCAACAGAAGAUCUCUGACGACUACCACGUUUAUUUCAACGAGUGGCAUGAGCAGGAUCUCCGUAAUUUUAUCCGAAGGGAUCGUAACCAUCCUUCCAUCAUGGCGUUCAGCAUCGGAAACGAGAUCGUUGAGCAGUCAUCAUCUUCUGGCGGUGCAACUGCUCGAGAACUCGUCAAGAUCGUGAAGGAAGAGGAUCCGAUAAGACACGUCGGCGCUGGUAUCAACAAUGCUCAAGCGGGAAGCGAAUUUGCCACUGCUCUCGACAUACCUGGCUUGAACUACCAAGGCGAGGGCCGCGGUACAUCGUUCAGCUCGGCGUACCCACCCUACCACGCAGCAUAUCCAGAUAAGGUACUAUGGAGCACUGAGAGCUCCUCGGGAGUUAGUUCUCGAGGUACCUACCUUUUCCCCGUGACCAGCGCCAAUAGCAGCACUGUCCAGAACGGGAACGGCCAAGAUCCCAAUACUUUGUUCGUGAGCGCCUAUGAACUUUAUGCCGUCUCUUGGGGCUCGUCACCCGACAAGGUGUUCGGGAUGCAGGAUAAGUUCUCCUAUGCCGCUGGUGAAUUUGUCUGGACUGGUUGGGACUAUCUCGGCGAGCCUACUCCGUUCGACACUAAGGCUCGUAGCUCCUAUUUUGGUAUUAUCGAUCUCGCUGGAUUUAAGAAGGACCGCUUCUUCUUAUACCAGGCUCGUUGGCGCCCCGAUUUUCCCAUGGCACACAUCCUCCCGCACUGGACCUGGCCUGACCGUGUCGGCGAAGUCACUCCGGUCCACGUAUUCUCAUCCGCGGAUGAAGCCGAACUAUUCGUCAACGGAAAGUCAGCCGGUAAGCUACAAAGACAACCGUCUAACUACCGUUUCCGGUGGGAUAAGGUGACCUACUCGCCAGGCGAGCUUCACGUCGUCACAUACAAGAACGGCAGUCAGUGGGCGGAAGAGACCGUAAAAACGGCCGGCGACGCCGCAAAGCUGACCCUAUCGGCGGACCGUACCACCAUCCAGGGCGACGACCUAUCGUUCGUCACCGUCACCGUCGUCGACGAAGCCGGCACCACGGCCCCCGAGGCGACCAACGCAAUUACCUUCUCUAUCACCGGCCCCGCCGAGAUCGUGUCGACCGAUAACGGCAACCCGGCCGAUUUCACCGCGUUCCCGAGCUUGACGCGAAAAGCAUUUGCCGGCCUCGCCCUUGCUGUCGUCCGCUCGAAGCCGGGCGCUCCAGGGGAGAUCACUGUUCGUGCUCAGGCAGAUGGACUUGAGGGCGCGGAGAUAGUCCUCAGGGCGCAGUAGAAAUCUAAUUAGUUAUAUGAUGCUAUAUAAUUAAGGUAUCUUGUCAUAAGCCUGGCAAAUAAAAGUGAAUAAUUAUGAUAUUA